CACAUCAUUGUAAAAUUUCGCUUGCGCAGGAAUGCGAAGGUUCAAGCGCUUGAGAUAAAUGGAUCGGAGGACCCCAUAGAGAUCACAAAUGAGGAAUUGGAAAUGUUACCAUAUCUAAGACUCCUCAAAUUAGGCAAUGGAACUUUUGUUGGGGACUUUGUAAAAUAUCAUUCACGGUUGAGAUGGAUUUCUUGGCGUUCUCCUCAUCCGGAUUUUAGGGCGGACAAUCUACAUUUGGGUCGUCUUGUUGUUUUUAAACUUGACAAGAAUGGUUUCACGGAUGACUCAAAAGCAUGGGACUUGAUCAAGAGGGCACGGAAUUUGAAAGUUCUAUCUCUUACCGAGUGUGACGGCAUAACGACAAUCCCAAAGUUCUCUAAAUGCUUGUAUUUAGAGAGGUUGACUCUUGCACGUUGCAACAGGCUAAAGAGAAUUGAAAGAUUCAUUGAAGACCUACCAUCGUUGAUUGAGUUAGAAAUUGAAGGGUGUAUGAAUCUUGCAUAUUUGCCCCAAGAAGUGGGAGCACUAGUGAAGCUUGAGCGCUUCUCAUUGAGAGGUUGUCAUGGGUUGAUGUAACUUCCAAGCUCGCUUGGGUAUUUACGCUCAUUGAUAGAGUUAGACUUAUCACAUACGGGCAUUGCCGAACUUCCAAACUCCAUCCAA
Molecule: messenger RNA, 663 nt
Organism: Rhodamnia argentea
Lineage: Eukaryota; Viridiplantae; Streptophyta; Magnoliopsida; Myrtales; Myrtaceae
Product: probable disease resistance protein At5g66890
Exons: 2
Coding region: 103-576 (157 amino acids)
Source: RefSeq, a predicted model, not a curated record